Darwinula stevensoni is the source of this 399-nucleotide messenger RNA. The record is from the annotation of a GenBank genome assembly. Lineage: Eukaryota; Metazoa; Arthropoda; Ostracoda; Podocopida; Darwinulidae.
AUGAAGAAUCAACGGAUCCGAGAGAUGCAAUUGCGAGAGCGGUCGAGCAAGAGCCUGAUAGCCAACGUCCUAGACGAAGACGAUUAUCGUCCUGGACUCGUUCAGGGAGGAAGAUCUCGAGUGCCGUCUGCAUUCGACGAUCCGGGAUUCGCCUCGGGCGCAGGAGGCUGCGGCUCCUCGUCGUGCAUGGCCGGCGUCAAAGAACUCGGACUCAUCCUCAAAGAGAUCAGGCUCAUCACGGGGAAGUUACGGCACGAGGAGGAGGAACACGAAGUGAUCGGCGAUUGGAAGUUCGCUGCGAUGGUCGUGGAUCGCAUCUGCCUCAUCAUAUUCACCCUUUUCACUGCCAUCGCUACGAUCGUCGUUCUCCUCUCCGCCCCCCAUCUUCUCGUAGCCUAG